Anopheles gambiae (African malaria mosquito) is the source of this 1840-nucleotide messenger RNA. RefSeq names its product trafficking protein particle complex subunit 12. NCBI's taxonomy places the organism in Eukaryota, Metazoa, Arthropoda, Insecta, Diptera, Culicidae. Gene Ontology annotation, molecular function: protein binding. The record is from RefSeq and is a predicted model, not a curated record. Gene Ontology annotation, cellular component: Golgi apparatus; TRAPP complex. The coding region runs from base 133 to 1572 and encodes 479 amino acids. The transcript has 3 exons.
AAUCAGCCCAGCUGUGGAACAGAAACCAAAACAGAAAGGGGCUGAUUAAUCAGCUGAAUGGUUUCCUCGCAUCGUUACUGAUUUUGCUGCCAGAGUGGUUAACUAAGUUCCUUCCUAUUCCUUUUCCCAAAUAUGGCGAGCGGUGGUGUGGAACCCAAUAUAAGCAAAUAUUUCGCCAAUGAUCCACCGAGCUGUUUCGAUAGUUUGACCGCCGGUGAAGAAGGUCUCUCGCAGGGAGCAGUGGCGGAAGCGUACCUGUCCUACGACUACCUCGCCAGCAGCGACCUGCAAUCCCAACCCAACAUUCCGGACGGCGUGCGCGAUCUGUGGCAGCCGCCCAGACGGACGGCACCGGGCGGCCUGCCACCCGCCAACCUAACCAUGCCCGGCGUAAGCGUGGCGACCGAUCUGACCGAUCCGGUGCAGGACGCGGUCGGGUUGCUGGUCGACGCGAGCGAGGCACAGCAGCGCAAGCUGCUCCUCCCGGACAACGUAACGCAGGACGAGCGGGGAUUGCGCGAGCUGAUAGAGAACGGGUGCUUCCGGUCGGCGGUGAACCUGACCGCCCGGUUGCUCACGAUCAAGCAGCAAGGGUUCGGGCACGCCGGGCAUCCGGUGAAGCACAGUCCCAACUCGCUGCAGCUCUGGUUCACCCGGCUGGCGCUGCUGGUAAAGCUCGGCCAGUACGAGAUAGCGCGCGUCGAGGCGGAACCGUUCGGCGCACUGACCAAUCCGGACGUGUUUUACGAGUUCUACCAUCCGGACAUGCACGCGGACAGGAAGGGCUCGAUGGCACCGUUCUCCUUCCGGCUGCUGCUUGCCGAGCUGCCCGUCUAUCUCGGUGCGCCACGUGUCGCGCUCGAUCGGCUGACCGAUCUGCUGGCGGUGGUGCAUCAAAUCCGCUGCUACUUCGAGCGAACUGCCGGCCUGCCGAACGGUGCCGUGCCCCAUGCGCAGGAAGCGUUCGGCUUUUGGACCGCGCGCGAAACGCGCGUCCUACAUUCCAUCGUGAACUGUGCGCUGGCGGUGAAAGAUUACGGGCUGGUCGAGCAGCUCAUGGAACGGCUGGCCGGGGCAGCGGCCAACCCGCAGAAGCGCAUACUCCUGUCUGCCUGGGGCCGGAUGCGGCUGCAGUGUGGCGAUAUGGCCGGUGCGGAGAAGAAGUUUGCCGAAGCUCGACGGCUCAAGGAGGAGAAAGCCUCCGAGGUGCCGGAUCUGAUCGACCGGGGGCUGCUGGCCGUCGCCCAGAACGAUUUCCAGAGUGCAUUUGAGCUGUUCCAGAAGGCGUCGGCGGCCGCGCCCUCCAACACGAUGCUGUACAACAACAUGGGCGUGUGUUUGCUGUACUCGGGCAAGCUGAAGGACGCGAUCAAGCUGUACGAGGGCGCAAUCGAGCGGAACACCAAGGCGUGUCUGAACGAGUCGCUGCUCGUGAACCUGUCCACGCUGUACGAGCUGGAGUCGAACCAUGCGAAGGAGAAGAAGAUUAAGCUGCUGAAGCUGGUCAAUCGGCACCGGGCCGACCUGACGGUCGGGCUAGACGUUUGUCUCAAGCUGCAGACGACUGUGUAGGCGGGCGGAGAGGGCUAAGUGAUGCAGAAGAUAAAGACAAUUAUAUUUAUGUGUUGUAGGCAGCCGUAGUGACGCAAUAUGGAACAGUUCUUUUUAGGUUUAAAUAUUAAUUUUAAAAGGCUUCAAAAGGUAUUUGGUUCGUAAGUAGACAAGGUAGAAAUCCAGCUAAUGCAAUUAAGAUUGAUCAUGUGAAAGGAAUGGAAAGGAAGAAAACACAUCUGUGCUUAUAAAGUAUUCAUAAUAAAGAAAAAGGACUUAAAAUAAGAAA